This is a messenger RNA of Prinia subflava (tawny-flanked prinia), 1725 nucleotides long. RefSeq lists its product as uncharacterized. The record is from RefSeq and is a predicted model, not a curated record. The coding region runs from base 1 to 753 and encodes 250 amino acids. Lineage: Eukaryota; Metazoa; Chordata; Aves; Passeriformes; Cisticolidae. The transcript has 3 exons.
AUGGAAACUUGUGUGGAAUGCAACUGCAGCACUCACCUGAAAGUUGCCACUCCACGGCUCCUUUCAACUCGCCGCUCGGAGUUCUGGUACCUGAACAAAACCACCCAAUUUUUUGGGUUGUUGCCCGGGGUAACCUCUGCUAAUUCACGCUCGCAGCGGGCCGAGCAUCAGCGCGGCACUGGGCACGGCCACGGGCUCGGCAGGCGCCGGGCAGCGCCUACAGCCGGUCAUUUGCUGCCCGACCGAGUGGUCGCAGCGCCUGCCCCGCAGGGAGGGACCCGCGCGGCCCCGGGCGGCCCGGCUCCCGCGGGGCACGGCGCUGCCCUCCAUCCUCCCCGCGGCCCCAGCCCCGCACCGCCGCGCCGGGUAAGUCGUGCCGGGCCCCGCAGCGGCCUCGGCAGCGGCACCUGCGGCCGGGCUGAGCCGAGGCGGCGGCGGUGCGGGCCGAGCGCCGCCACUGGGCUGCACGGCGACGCGCUGCUGCCACCUCUCGCUUGGCGUUCUCGCAGCUUCCCCAAACUCUGCUGCGAGCAGGAGGUUCACCUGGCUGAAGAUUCCGCUCCUCACCGACGGAUGGUUGCGGUCGCUACUCCUCCCUUAAUGUCACGGGAAGGCCGGAGGCUACGUCUUCCCGUGCCAGGAUGCCUUGUUUCAGGCCCGAGGUCGCUUUUUGGAGGACAGAAGGGUUUAUUUCCAUAUUUACUGGACCAUAUAGAUGACGAUUUCCUCCUUUCACAUCACGGUUUUGCAUGAGAGGGAUUUCAUCUUAAGAUGCCGCAAGAUUAAAAAAGCUUCUCAUUUUCCUAUCACUUUCCUCGCCUGAUUCUCCCUGCAUCACAUUUUCAAUGUUCCCUGAUACCAGGGAGGUCAGAGAAGGCACCAGGACCAAGCCCUGCUUAUGGAUAUGGAGAAAUGUAACAAAGGAAUUAAAUCAGAGUUUCAGUAUGACUUUUUACUGCUAUUGCUGCUGUCACAGAGGAAGAAUAAGGGGGAUCAGUGAGGCCUAAGAAUAUGAAAAGCAGUGGGAUCAACUGCUGGAAGAGAUUGCCCCAUCUACAGUAGGUGCUGUCUGCCAACUUCAUUCUCAGUGACUAAACGUCUUCUUCUGACAAGCCAAAAGCAUAGGUAGGUGGAAGAUGUUCACUCUUUUGGUCAGUCCCAGACUUCUCAGAUAUAGACAGUCUGUUUUCUCAGGCUUCUUAGGUCUGUACCUAGAAGUGGUGUAUCUAUCCUAAUCUUUGGUUAACUUCCCUGAGGGUUCGAGUUACAGGUUUGGUUUUUUUUUUUUUCCUUGAAAAAGAUGGAAAAUGAAAAGGUAAUUAUCAUAUCAAGGCAGAUAUUUUCUAGCCCAGGAACUGUAAAAUCAUCUUUGCCAUUUAUAUUUACCUGUUAUAUUUACAAAGGUUCUUGAGGCAUCCAAUUUCUAUUUGGUCAAACUAAUGGGAAAUAAAAAUUUCAGAAAAUAGAAAAAAGAAGUAGUAACAUGAAUAGAGUUGAAUGAAGUAAUAAAAUGUUCAGAUAAUCCUACAAAUGACCAUAUUAUAAAAAACAAUAGCAGUAACAAAUUUUUCAAAUGUAAGCUCAAGGGUUCCAUCUUGGAACAGCUGUUUGUGAGUGGUAGUUCUCCCAUCCUGCUAACUAAAAAUAUAUACUUUUCUUUGUGAAAAAUUUAUGUCAUGAGGGAAAGGAUGAAGUUAGCAGUGGAGGAACCCAAAGGAAAGUCUG